Pseudophryne corroboree (corroboree frog) is the source of this 9303-nucleotide messenger RNA. RefSeq names its product multiple EGF like domains 8 (gene MEGF8). The transcript has 43 exons. NCBI's taxonomy places the organism in Eukaryota, Metazoa, Chordata, Amphibia, Anura, Myobatrachidae. Bases 275 to 8479 code for a protein of 2734 amino acids. The record is from RefSeq and is a predicted model, not a curated record. Gene Ontology annotation, molecular function: calcium ion binding; protein binding.
AUGUGUGUACUAUACUCCUACCUCCCAUAGCUAAUAGUGUGCUACCUGCAGUCGUGUGCACUGGCUGGCCCAGGAAUGUGAUGGGGGAUGUGGCCUUUGCAAUGGAGAUGAUGUCUUGUGAAGCAUCCAGGCAAUUGCUCAGUAGAUAGCGCAAACACAAGUUAGGCUUUAUCUUCCGUAUAGACUGACUGGCGGACAGCUACGUCUGACUAGCUGCAUCCUUAUUCACCACAGAAAGCAGAUACAGGUCACCUCCCAGGGAUGCUGAGCGGGAAUGGGAGCCCAUGCUGGCAUCUGGAGGUUCGGCUGGCACUUCUGUCUCCUCCUAUUGUCCCAGGUCCGCACAUCCACAUCCGGGGACUGUAAGGGACAACGCACCGUGCUGCACAGUUUGCCAGGAUUUGUAAGUGACGGUCCAGGAAACUAUUCAGUCAACGGCAACUGCGAGUGGUUAAUAGAAGCUCCCAACAGCAAUUACCGUGUGCUGCUUCGGUUCCUGUUUAUGGACACAGAGUGUACCUAUGACUACCUCUUUGUGUAUGAUGGAGACUCCUAUAGUGACCGCCUGUUGGCCAGUCUUAGCGGGAGCAGUCUGCCGCCCACCUUGGAGGCCACUUCUGGAAAGAUGCUCCUUCAUCUCUUCAGUGAUGCUAACUAUAACCUACUGGGAUUUAACGCAACAUACACCUUUUCUCUGUGCCUCCAUGGGUGCUCAGGGCACGGGACGUGCCAGGAAAACGCCCAGUGUUUGUGUGACCCUGGCUGGAUAGGUGAGGGCUGUCAAAUCUCUGAUUGCAGCACCUACUGCAAUGUCCACCAUGGAACAUGUAGCCAGGAGACUCAUCGCUGUGUAUGUUUUCCCGGGUACAUGGGGGAGCGUUGUGACCUGUCGCUGACUGACAAUCAGGGAUCUGGCCACUGGUACAAUGUGAGCAGUCAGGAUCCGUCCUUCUCCCCCCGCACUGCAGCUGCCGGAGCCUUUCUGCCCCCCACCAAUGCACUUUACAUAUUUGGAGGUCUGGAUCUGAAUUCCCCUCUUCCAGAUCUGGUUAUCUAUAACUUCACAUCAAAUACCUGGGAGAGAAGAAGAAUCACCCCUAGCCCGGCUCCACGGCACUCCCACGUGGUAGUGGAGUGGAAUGGGACCCUAGUUUUAUUUGGUGGGGAGUUGUCUAACGGGAGACUGACUGAUGAUACCUGGGUCUUUCUGCCCCUGGAGGAACGCUGGACCGAGCUGAGCAGGUACAGCUUCCUGCGGCCCCCUCCUCUGGCUAACCACGCAGCCGCCACGGUAGACAACUGGUUGUACGUGUUCGGAGGUCGCACAUCUCGUGACGUCUUUUCCUCCAGGAUGUACCGCUUCAACCUCCACUCCUGGGAGUGGGAGCAGGUUUUCCCGGCUGGAGGGAAGCCACCAGCUGCAGCUGGCCACUCUAUGGUGUUUCACGCUGCGUCCCGAUCGCUGCUGGUUUAUGGUGGUCACCGGCCCUCCACUGCACGGUUCAGUAUACGUGUUAAUACUACAGAUCUGUUUCAUGUGGAUUUAAAUUACUGGACCACUCUUAAGCCCCGAGACGGAACCCGUGGCGGCCCCCGUGAGAGAGCGUUCCACAGUGCCAGUGUCAUAGGAAACUAUAUGGUGAUAUACGGAGGGAACCUACACAUCCACUAUCAGGAGGAGAAGUGUUAUGAUGAAGAAAUAUUCUUUUACCAUCUUGGCUGUCACCAGUGGGUUCCCAGCGAUAUUCUGAACCAGAUCAUGCCACCCCAUCAGGGGCCUCAGACAUUGGGUGGUGGUCGUUAUUCCCAAGUAGCAGCUGUAAUAAAAGGUGGUGUUUUACUAGUGGCUGGAGGGUAUAGUGGGACUCCACGUGGAGACCUUCUCGCAUACAAAGUGCCCGUAUCGGUCUACCAGCCCCCUGUGCAAGAUUAUCACCUGGAUUUCUGCUCCAUGUAUGCGGAGGAGAUGAUUUGCUCCAGGGAUCCAGAGUGUACAUGGUGCCAAUCCAACUGCCAGACGCCCCAACCCAAUAAAAUUUGCCCAGACAAGAGCUGCCUAGGCCUGGCACGACUCCUCUCUGACUGCCAGUCCUGUCUGACAUUCAGCACCAACAUGACGACCUCCUCUCACAUACCGCGCUCCUUUGGGUGGUGUGUCCAGAAUGAAACCUGCAUGCCGAUUUCAGAGCGUUCCACUUGCCGGGUAGGGCAGAUUUCAGGGAUGCACGGCUGGUGGGGAACCCAAAACACAUUUAUCACUUCUCUGGAUGGCUGCCGGACCAACAACUUUCUACCUGGCCUUCACUUGAUCACCUAUCAGCAGCCGCGAAAUGAAUCUCAGCCUGACCGGGUGUCCAUUGUGCGUAGCACAACGAUCACACUCAGUCCCAGCACGGAGAUGGACGUGUCACUGGUAUAUAAAGGGUUCAUAUACCCCAUGCUGAGCCCAGGCCCCUCUCCUGAUCGCGUCUCUAUCUGGGCUCGCAUCCAGCGCUUCUAUGUUGUGGCUCGUCUUGGACGAUACCCUGGCAGCACAUACAACCUGGAGGAGGUUGGCCGCUGGUCUGUGCACCAGGAUAAGGAGCGGCGAGCACUGCAGCGGAACAGUGGCGAGCGGUUGUUCCCGAGCGCAGAGCGGGGGAGCCGUUAUGCAGUACAGAUUGAGGGUUAUCUCAAUAAUACGGGCAAUGGGCACAUGAGCGAGCUCAGCCUGACGUGGGACCGCACGGGCGUCCACGGUGGAAGUGAGAUUUCUUUCCUGUUUUUGGAGCCCCAUCGUUCCGAUGAUUGCUUCUACCACUCCUGCUUGGCCUGCUUGGCAGAUCAGAGUUGCGGCUGGUGUGCCAAGACCCGGGCAUGUUACCACAGACUGGGAAGCGAGUGGGCAAAAUACUGUCAGGACACGCCCCUAAUUCUGUCGCCGAGCAAUUGCCAGCUGUGCGAGGAAUACCGUGACUGUGAAGCCUGCAGUAGGGACCAGUACUGUGAGUGGCAGAUACACAGCAGUAAGAAGGGGGACUCUCUGUGCAGCCGCAGAGGACGAGUGAGCGGUUCUAUACGGACUCCAGGCGACUGUCCCCGUGCCUGCAAUCAGCGCAGAACGUGCUCAGAGUGCCUCUCCAACUCCAGUCACUGUGCCUGGUGCCAGUCCACAAAGAGCUGCUUCUAUUUUGCUGCUUACCUCGCUAAGUAUCCUUAUGGUGACUGUAGGGACUGGUAUGACAGUGUCCACUCUGUCCCUCAGUGCAUGGAUUGCUCCAGGUUUAACACGUGUCGUGAGUGUUUGCAGAAUUUUGAAUGCGGCUGGUGCGGGAACAUUGAUAAUCCCACAGUGGGAAGAUGCUUCUCAGGUGAUUACUCUGGUGUCCGAGGCGUCUCCAACUGCUCCGGCGCACUCUCCGUAUCAGGGCUUGCAGUUGAGCCUGCUCAGUGGUCCUAUGCCUUUUGUCCAGAUGUUGAUGAGUGCCGUCUGGGAAUGGCCACCUGUCACAAACACGCCACCUGUAGGAACACACCGGACUCUUAUGAGUGUCACUGUAACCGUGGAUAUACAGGGGAUGGCGUCACCCACUGCAACCAAACAUGCUAUAAUGAGUGCUCCCAUGGCACUUGUAGCGGGCCGCCUUUCUACUCUUGUCUGUGUGACCUCGGGUGGACGUCCAACCACACAACGGUGACUGAGAGUGGAGUGGAGUGUAGCGUGGACUGCGGGUGUCACUUCCAUAGCUCCUGCACCCACGGGCCGGGGAUCUGUGAUGCCUGUCAGGAUUGGACACAAGGAGCGCAUUGCCAAGAGUGCCAAGCUGGAAGCUUCGGAAGUGCCACCCAGAAGCCGGGGUGCCAGGAAUGCGCCUGUAACAAGCAUGGGACUGCUGAGCUGGGCUACUGUGAUCGUGAGACGGGGGUGUGUUACUGCACAGACAACACGCAAGGAGAACACUGUGAGAAAUGUGCACCCGGAUAUUACGGAGAUCCCAGGAACGGGGGGACUUGUUACCUGGAGUGUCAGGGUCGUCAGCUGCUUUCCCGCCUCUCUUCCUCUGCGCUCGGCUCCCCUGGAGGCUCGUACUGUCUGUGGGUGCUGAGCGUGUCUUCCCACACUGAUCCCUGUCACCCUGAGGAUAGCUGCCCGCGGCUCAGUCUCACUCUGCAGCCUGACUUCAGUAUACCCUGCACGCACAGCUACGUUUAUGUCUUUGAUGGGAUUCCGGCUUUCCUAGACACAGGGCUCUUGCAGUCAGAUCGCAGCCUUUUGGGGGCAUUUUGUGGGCGGGGGCAAGGCGAAACGCCGCUUACUGUGGAGGCAACAACAGGUGUCCUCGUGGUAUAUUAUGAAGCAAACAAUACUGAGCCGUCCGGCUUUAAUGCCACUUAUACUGUGCAUGAAUGUUACCCACCCUGUGGACUCAACAAGGUGUGCAGAGGUCAGACCUGCGUCUGUAGGAGCCCCCUGAGUGGUCCAUAUUGUCUGCGCAAUGUGUGCCCUGGAAACUGCUCUGCUGGGGAUGGGAAAGGAGUCUGCAACCAGACCCUUGGAUUGUGCUUUUGUUCUCCUGGUUAUGCCGGCGAUGACUGCUCCGUUCAUUUGGACUCUGGGAAGAUUGUGUGGGAAAGUCUGAUGGAUCCUCAGCUCACAGCAGACACAGCUAGUCGCUUCCUGCAUCGACUGGGUCACACCAUGGUGGAAGGUCCAGAUAACACUCUGUGGAUGUUUGGGGGGCUAUCAUUAAGAGAUGGAGUACUUGGGAGCGUUUAUAGGUACUCCAUCUCUGAACGGCGCUGGACACAGAUGUUGGCUGGCACAGAGGGAGGAGGUCCUGGCCCAAGUCCUCGCUACUUCCAUGCAGCUGCAUACAAUGGCAUGCGGAAUGCCAUGUACAUCCUGGGUGGUCUCACAAGUUAUGGAGCCUACAAUGACUUCUGGGUGUUAAACCUCACUACUCUGCAAUGGAGAAGCGAAUCGGAUUUUCUUUUGCCCUCUGUGGCUGGUCACACACUCACUCCUCGCCGCGGAUCCUCGCUAGUCCUGAUUGGUGGAUAUUCCCCAGAGAAUGGGUUUAACAACCGUGUUCUAGAGUACAACAUUGAGUUAGAGAGCUGGAAAGUGGGGCAGCAUACCGGCACGCCACCUACUGGUCUGUACGGCCAUUCUACUGUGUACCAUGAGGCCACCGAUGCGUUCUAUGUGUUUGGUGGGCACCGAUUCCACGUGGAGUCUGUGACGCCGUCUCCUGAGCUGUACAGCUUAUAUUAUCCUAAUUUGACUUGGAGCUUGCUCGCCCCCUCACAGGGAAGAAAGCCUCUGUCUCACUUUUUCCACGUUACUGCGGUGCUAAAAGACACCAUGAUCGUGGUGGGUGGCCGCACGGAGCAACAGGAGUACAGUAAUGAGGUUCUGUUCUACCAGAUUCACUGCAACGCCUGGAUUAGGAUUAACAGAACCGAUGCAGUUCUGGGCGUCCCGAUGAACCAGUCAAUAGGCCACGCUGUAGCUGUGGUUGGCAGCCGGCUCUACAUCUCUGGCGGGUUUAAUGGCGUAGCCUUGGGGCGCAUGGUAACGCUCUCUGUGCCCUCUGACCCCUGUAUGCUAUUCAGCUCCCCCUCCUCCUGCAAUCAGAGCUCAGGCAGCUGUGUCUGGUGCCAGAACAGCUGUUUAUCUGCAGACAUUGCCGAGAGACGCAGUUGCCCCCAAGCUUUUUUGUCAUGUUUCCCGUUGCCAAGAUCCGCAGAUGAGUGCCGGAGACUGAAGACCUGCAGUGAGUGCCUGGCACAGCACCCUCGCUCACUGAGUGCCCAGCUCGCCACCUCUUCGUUACAGGGUUCCCCCCGCUGCAAGUGGUGCACAAACUGUCCAGAAGGCGCCUGCAUUGGGAGUAACGGAAGCUGCACUUCCGAAAACGACUGUCGCAUUAACCAGCGUGAGAUCUUCCUAGCCAGCAACUGCUCUGAGAUCUCGUGCGAAGCCUCCGAUUGCCACAAGUGCAUUGCGUCGGGAAAGUGCAUGUGGACCCGCCAGUUUAAACGCACAGGAGAGACCCGUCGGAUCCUUAGUGUGCAGCCCACCUAUGACUGGACCUGUUUCAGCCACUCGUUACUCAAUGUCUCGCCAAUGCCAGUGGAGUCUUCGCCACCUCUUCCAUGUCCUACACCUUGUUAUAACCACAGCACGUGCCAUGAGUGUCUCGGCUCCAAGGGAGCAGACGGGGGCUGGCAGCAAUGUGUGUGGAGUGUAGCUCUGAAGCAGUGCAUGAGCCCCACCUUCCUGCCAAUGCAAUGCGCUGCUGGUGCCUGCGGCAGAGUCCUGAGCGGAGCGGAGAGCUGCUCGCCAUCUUGCUCUCAUCAUAAUCAUUGUGCUGCCUGCAUCCAGCACCCCCGCUGUGGCUGGUGUGCCCGCAGAGGAGGCAACGGUGAAGGGAGGUGUCUGGAAGGAGGAAUCAGUGGACCCACUCAAGAGUUCGGAGAGCAGUGCAGUUCCUUAGAGUCUCACUGGGCUUUCAUGUUCUGCCCACCGGAGAAUGAAUGUCUGAACCAGCAUCACGAUUGCAACGAGACGCAGAACUGCAGUGAUCUGCCACACGGAUUCAAGUGCACAUGCAAGAAAGGAUACACACUGCAUAAUGUAACAGGCUUGUGUCACCCUGUUUGUGAACACGGCUGUGUGAACGGGACCUGUGUGGAGCCUAACCGGUGCCGCUGUGACUUUGGCUACGUCGGGGAGAACUGUUCGGUGGCCUGCCGUUGUAAUAAGCACAGCAACUGCGCAGGACUUGGCGCAGAAGACUUGUGUCUCCAGUGCCACAACAACACUAUGGGAGAGCACUGUGAGAAGUGCAAGCCCCUCUUUGUGGGAUCAGCUGUGAAUGGUGGUACCUGCCGGCCCUGCCUGGAUUUCUGCCGCGGAAAUAGUGAAGCAUGUAUGACCAUGGAGGAACACGAGAAGGCCGUGAGGGAGCCUGAGAAGUAUUCACUGAACCCUGAUAAGAUCCCAACCUGGGUGACUCAGGGCCCCUCGGAGGAUACAGCUCUGUGUGUACAUUGCCAGAAUAACAGCCUGGGGGACAAGUGUGAGGGCUGCCUACCUGGAUACUUUCUGCUAGAUAAACGUUGCACCAAAUGUCAAUGCAACGGACAUGCAGAUACAUGCAAUGAGAUCGAUGGGACAAAUUGCCCUUGUAGCAAUAACACAGAGACCCAAAAUUGUCAAAACAGUCCCCAGUCUGACAAGAAGGAGUGCUAUAGAUACCAGUGUGCAAAGUGCAAAGAUUCUUUCCACGGUAACCCGGUGAAUGGUCGGCAGUGUUACCGACUGAUGACCGUGGAGCAGGAGUACUGCUUUGAUCCGACGUCACAGAGUAACUGCUUCCAUGAGCCCAACAUCCAGAACCUGCCUUUUGGGCGAAGUGUCUUCUUUGGGGUUCAGCCGAAGUUCACCAACGUGGACAUCAGAGUCACUGUUGACGUCACAUUCGGUUGUGUGGAUGUGUUUGUUUCCACCUCCCCAGAGACCUUUGCUGUUGAUGUUGACCUGUUAACUGGUGUUCAUUCUGUGGGCAUUUACAGACUGGCAGAACUGGAAGGGCACGGGGGCCCCGAACCGCUCACUGCUGCGUUGCUCAAUCACAGUGUGUUGAAUACCUUCAGUAGAUCCUCUUGGCUUCGCGAGGAACAUCCAAGGGGGUUAAUUACCUAUAUUACAGUUCGCAAUCAACAGACUGUGCUGAUCGUUCGUGGUGUCAGAGACCGUGUGGUCAUAACAUACCCGCAUGAGCUGCAUACGCUGAAAAACAGCCGCUUUUACCUGUUACUAUUGGGCAACUCGGACAGAGGUUCCGGGGAGUCCCAAGGCCUGCUCUUCUUCCGCCAAGACCAAGCGCACAUAGAUCUCUUUGUCUUCUUCUCAGUUUUCUUCAGCUGCUUCUUCCUGUUCCUUUCUGCCUGUGUCUUGCUCUGGAAAGUGAAACAAUGGCUUGAUGUGCGCAGGGAGCAGAGGCGUCACCUCCAGGAGAUGAGUAAAAUGGCUAGUCGGCCCUUUGCUAAAUUGACUGUCUACUUUCAUCCAGAUGUGGAGAUGGUGGGGUGUUUCCCUGGAGGGCCAGUUUUACCAUCAAUUCCUCAUCACCAUCACCACCAUCAUCAUCACCGCUCCAAACCCAGGGUCAAGUCCUACGACCCAUCUGCACCACAGCCUCCCUCGUUAAGGCACUCAGACCCUUUCUUGUCUCAGCUACUGGGGUACACCUAUUCCAGCUUCCGAGUUGGUCCCAUCACGCUAGAGCCCACGGACGAUGGCAUGGCUGGUGUAGUCACCCUGCUUUUGCAACUACCUGGAGGCUCCCAAGCACCCAACAGAGCAUGUUUGGGUUCUGCACUGGUGACUUUGCGCCACAACCUUCAGGAAUACUGUGGCCCCAGCCAUGUUGUCAGCAGUUCAAGAAAAGGACUUCUCAGCCAUGAGAACCUGACGAGCAUGUCCCUUUAAGUGCAGUCUAAGGUGACCGAAUUAAUCUAAGUGGAAACCAUAAAAGACUAACUGUGAAAGAUAAAUCUGCCUUUCUGAAUGGCCAGUAGAGGGCAUCUUUCACCUCGCUGUCCGGAAAGCAUAAGGACUUACGAGAAACUCAUUGACUUCUUGAUUAGGGGACAGCCUCAAAAGAUUAGUGUGGGGAACUUCAGUUAAUGUAUAUAUAUUUUUUUUAAAUGUAUGUGGGAUUAUGUUUGACGGUUUAGUGCAAUGAAAACUUUAUUUAAGUGGGAUGUUGGGUGGUACACAACAAAACACUACUUCAGAGGUCUGUGAUCCACAGUGUCCUAGCUGUUGCUCAUCUAUGACCACAAUGGUUUUGGAACCUGAUAGUGUCAGAGGCUGAUAGGACUGACAUAGGGGUGGACAAAAUAAUGUAGGAAUUAAGAACCAGUCGGUCAUGUCUGGGGGCCAGCAGGGAUAGAUGUGAAUCCAUAGACUUCAAUAGCAAUGGUGCCCACAAGAUGGCCACCAGAUGUAACAUUUUAGGUCCAUUGGCUGCCUGGCACAUGGGUUUUUUCCUGCCAGGGUUUAACUUGGGCUAGUGAGCCAAAGGUUGCCUACCCCCUGUACAAUAUCUGGUCUACGUUAGCAGCCCAUUGUUGUCCUGCAAGAGCACGAAUGUCUUUUAUGUACGGAGCUGGGCAUGGGAGAGCAUAAUAUCAGUGAGAAUUGACUGUUACAGUAUGAUCUGUGGAUAAUAAAUAUAUCCAUAACCUCAGCAGUGGAGCUGAAUGUAAAACGACAUUAAUUUUUAUAUUAAAAAAGAAAAGAACGAAGAA